GCUACAUAUGCCUACAUGGUUCUGGGGAGCUGGGAGUGUGUUGAAUUUGGAAGACCACUGAGAGAAUUAGUGGCUGCAGGUCCUGACCCUCUCUGUGGGCCUGCAGGCUGGUUCCUGCCCGGGGCCCUGGGCAAGUGUGCUCUCCUUAAGGAAACUCCAGAUCACCAUGGGGGUCGCAUUGCCUCCUCAGGCGAGUUGUACAUUGGUGGCCAGGAGCACUUCUACCUGGAGACUCAUUGCACCAUCGCUGUCCCCAAAGGCGAGGCAGGGGAGAUGGAGCUCUUUGUGUCUACACAGAACACCAUGAAGACCCAGAGCUUUGUUGCAAACAUGUUGGGGGUUCCAGCAAACCGGAUUUUGGUCCGGGUGAAGAGAAUGGGAGGGGGCUUUGGAGGGAAAGAGACGCGGAGCACUGUGGUGUCCACGGCAGUGGCCCUGGCUGCGUACAAGACUGGUCGCCCUGUGCGCUGCAUGCUGGAUCGUGAUGAGGACAUGCUGAUAACUGGUGGCAGACACCCCUUCUUAGCCAGAUACAAGGUUGGCUUCAUGAAGACCGGGAAGGUGGUGGCUCUGAAGGUGGAGCACUACAGCAAUGCAGGGAACACCAUGGAUCUCUCCCAGAGUGAGAGAGAGAGACAGCGUGAGCAGGGGAGGGUCAGA
Hyaena hyaena (striped hyena) is the source of this 660-nucleotide messenger RNA. Its product is annotated as xanthine dehydrogenase/oxidase-like. The record is from RefSeq and is a predicted model, not a curated record. The transcript is spliced from 6 exons. Gene Ontology annotation, molecular function: xanthine dehydrogenase activity; molybdopterin cofactor binding; iron ion binding. Gene Ontology annotation, biological process: xanthine catabolic process. The annotation marks the transcript as partial. NCBI's taxonomy places the organism in Eukaryota, Metazoa, Chordata, Mammalia, Carnivora, Hyaenidae.